CUAGUUUUUCUUAAACCAGAAACAACAAUGCUCCAAUCAAAUCCACCUCUCCUACAGCAUUAUGGAGAACUUGUGCACCACCCAUCUGAAUUUCCUGCACUUGUGUGUGAUGAACCCAAAAAUGGAGUGGCCAUGGAGGAAUGCCAACUCCCAUUGAUAGACCUCAAUGAUCUAAACUCUGACAAUGAAAGGGAGAGGCUAGCUUGCUCUAGAGCGAUUGCCAGAGCGUCGUCGGUGUGGGGAUUCUUCCAAGUAGUGAACCACGGGAUGAGCCCCGAGUUACUCCGGCGGAUGAGGAGAGAGCAAGUGAAGCUUUUUCAAACACCCUUUGAGAGGAAAACUACUUGGGGGCUUCUGAACAAUUCAUACAGGUGGGGGACACCAACAGCUACUUCUCCAAAGCAGUUCUCAUGGUCUGAAGCCUUCCACAUUCCUCUCUCACAUAUUUCAGAAGAAGCCUGCUAUGGAGAGUACAACUCUCUAAGGGAAGUGAUGAAGGAAUUUGCAGCAGCCAUGUCAAAAAUAGCAAGGUUGCUUGCAGGGAUUCUGGCAGAGAAUCUGGGCAACCAGAAGGGAGUUUUUGAAGAUAUUUGCGAUGAAAGCACAUGCUUUCUCCGCUUCAAUCGCUACCCGGCCUGCCCAAUAUCCCAAGAAAUAUUCGGCUUAGUGCCCCACACCGACAGUGAUUUCCUCACAAUCCUUUGCCAAGAUCAAGUCGGUGGGCUUCAGCUCAUGAAAGAUUCCCAAUGGGUGGCUGCUAAGCCCAACAAAGAUGCUCUCGUUGUGAAUAUUGGAGAUCUUUUUCAGGCAUGGAGCAAUAAUGUGUACAAAAGCGUGGAGCACAAGGUGAUGGCUAAUAGGACAAUGGAGAGAUACUCGAUAGCAUAUUUCCUCUGCCCUUCCUAUGAUUCUUUAAUUGCGAGUUGCAGAGAACCCUCAGUCUAUAGAAAGUUCACGUUUGGAGAGUACAGGAGCCAAGUUCAAGAAGAUGUCAAAAAAACCGGCUACAAAGUAGGGCUUCCAAGAUUCCUCCUUUAG
Corylus avellana is the source of this 1038-nucleotide messenger RNA. RefSeq names its product gibberellin 2-beta-dioxygenase 6-like. The record is from RefSeq and is a predicted model, not a curated record. Lineage: Eukaryota; Viridiplantae; Streptophyta; Magnoliopsida; Fagales; Betulaceae.